This is a messenger RNA of Aspergillus melleus, 2148 nucleotides long. Its product is annotated as bifunctional terpene synthase/polyprenyl synthetase family protein. Gene Ontology annotation, molecular function: prenyltransferase activity. The record is from RefSeq and is a predicted model, not a curated record. The coding region runs from base 1 to 2148 and encodes 715 amino acids. Gene Ontology annotation, biological process: isoprenoid biosynthetic process. The transcript has 8 exons. Lineage: Eukaryota; Fungi; Ascomycota; Eurotiomycetes; Eurotiales; Aspergillaceae.
AUGUGGGUUCUACCAAAUUCCCAUUUCCGGUACUCCAGGCUUCCUGAUCCAGCUGAGCCCCGACCGCCUCGCUACUUCAAUAUUCUGCCUUAUCGAGAGUCCACCCUCAGCGAUGAGCAUUACGGCGUCGUGCAUGAUGAAGUAGCGGAGUUCUUGCGACUCCGACCCAAAGACCGGCCUAAUUUUCUCGACCAACCCGCUACAACCAAGCAAGACCAUCUUCUCAAAUGGGGCAUGCCGGAGCUAUCCCCAGAAAAUGUGCACCUUCUUGGGCCGUUUUUAGAUCUCUUGUUACGACUGGACGAUGAGAUUGACAUUCUCGAUCAUAAGAGCCAAGGCAAUAUCUAUGAUGACCUGCUACUUGCUAUCCUGAGUUUCUGGAAAAUGGGCGCAACUCCAAACAUUGAUUCGGAUGGAAAUGGAAAGCUAGCUGGCAUGCUCUUGAACCCUGUUAUCAAAGGUCGGCCUGAUCUCAAGGAGCCUUUUCUGAAAACCGUAAUGGCUGCAAUCAGCUCUCAACCAGUGCGGCCGGAUCUUGUGAUGACAUUCGAAACGUUCAAAAGGGUCCGAAUGGAUAGCAUUGGGGCGAAAAUCGGAUUCGAUAUAGCAAUGCUCUUCCAAGGCCACUGUAUCUCCGACGAGGAGCGCAACUCCGUCUCGCAGCUCUUGGAAUACGGAUACCUCAGCACGGCGCUCUCCAAUGAUUACUAUGGCUUUGAGAGAGAAUAUCACAACCAUGUGGCGAAUGGGACUGUGGACCAUAUCCAUAACGGUAUUGCACUUCUCAUGAAGAGCUAUGGCUAUGAGGAAGAUGAGGCAAAGGAGAUCGUGAAGGCUGAAGUCUUAUCCGCCGAGAGGAAGCUCAUAGAUGGGUAUAAAGAGUGGAAAGAUUCCCCUGGGCCUAAACCGGAGAACCUCCGUUCAUACAUGGGGCUGUUUAUUCUCUCGAUUGGUGGCAGUAACUUCUGGCAGGCGCAGUCAGGGCGCUACCAUGUUGAUGAACCAGCACAUUCGAAGGAAUCCCGGGCUGGAAUGAUCGCCAACCCUGCGGGACCGUUCUUGAUGUUGACGGGGUACGCACAUCCAGCUGCCCUUGUUGUGUCCAACAAGUAUCUAGCGCCGGGGGGGCUUUCUUGCACGUUUCCGUUGUCGCAGUACGACGACAGUCGGCAGCAUGAUGAGAGAAAAGACGAUGAUGAUCUUCGCUCGUGCUCCAACUAUGAUAUCCUUGCACCAUUUCAAAAGUCCGGUGCCGAAGAUAAUUGUAUGAUUCCCUACAUCUAUACGAAGGCUCUUCCAGGGAAGAACACCAUCGCGAAGUUUCUGAAAAGCCUGAGCCCGUGGUUUCAGGUAUCCGACAACUCUCUUGACGUGAUCAUGGAGAUCAUGACAAUGCUUUUUACUUCCUCGCUAAUGCUAGACGAUAUCGAAGACGGCUCCCAUCUGCGACGGGGUCUGCCAGCUGCACAUGUCAAAUUUGGACUCAGUCAGACUGUAAACUCGGCGACGUAUCUGUUUGGGAAAGCGACGGCUUUGGUGCAUAAUAAUUUGCGGCCCGGAUGUCUUAGCGUCAUGUUAAAUGAACUCGAGAUUCUCACCUUGGGCCAAGGCAUGGAUCUGAACUGGACAUUCGACAACAGGUGCCCGACAGUUAGCGAAUAUCUUGUCAUGAUAGACCACAAAACAGGCGGCUUCUUCCGUCUGGCAUUGCAGCUCAUGCAGACUGAUGCGGAUGCCCAGGGCAACGAUAACCUCAUGCAUCUGAUCACACUGAUGGGAAGGUACUAUCAAAUCCGCGAUGACUAUCAAAAUCUAGCGUCAGAAGAGUAUACUGCCAAGAAGGGAUUCUGCGAUGAUCUGUCAGAGGGGAAAUUCUCCUUCCCGCUCAUCCACCUACUACAGCAGAGCUCGAAUGCAGAUGUCCUUCGCCGGUUGCCUAUCUUUGGCAAGGAGGGACAACGAGAGGAGGUCUCAGAAGAGACUAAGGUGUUCAUACUCAAGGAGAUGAAGGGGGCAGGGAGCCUCGAGCACACGCUUGACAUUCUCAAUCAACUCUUCGAUUCGAUCCUGGCGACUCUCGACAUUGUCGAGGCCGAGAUGGGAGCGAACAAGAAACUCCGCUGCUUGAUCCUCCUGUUGAAGUUGUGA